Molecule: messenger RNA, 6025 nt
Organism: Patiria miniata (bat star)
Lineage: Eukaryota; Metazoa; Echinodermata; Asteroidea; Valvatida; Asterinidae
Gene: dcun1d3
Product: DCN1-like protein 3
Exons: 2
Coding region: 397-1395 (332 amino acids)
Biological process (GO): protein neddylation; positive regulation of ubiquitin-protein transferase activity
Cellular component (GO): ubiquitin ligase complex
Molecular function (GO): cullin family protein binding; ubiquitin conjugating enzyme binding; ubiquitin-like protein binding
Source: RefSeq, a predicted model, not a curated record
CUGUGCAUGUAAAGUUAAGCUAAGUGGUGCAUUAAAAAAACCACAGGUAGGCAUGGUGGUCACAUGGCAUGACGUCAUGCGGUCAUAUUAGGUGAUCCAUCACUUCCUGUCGAUCUGAUUCCGCAGCUGUUGUGAAUCUGCGAUAUUCUGCAUUGAGACGUCCAAGAAAAUGGCCAAAAUAUCCGGUUUGUGACAUCGCUGAAAGCCGAUGUGAAACAGGUCAGCAGUUUGAGUGAAGAAACUUUCCAAAGAGGUACCUAUAUGCGAUAUCAAGUCUAGAGUUGAAGCAGAAUGUCUUCAAAGAGAUUCCCAUUUUCAAAGGAUGCUAGGAUGAUGUGAAGUGUUUUCAGCUGCCACCAUCAACACCACAGCUGCCAGGGACACCAAGGAGCCUCAAUGGGAAAGUGCUUCUCCAGCUGUACCCAGAACAGUGGCUCAGACAGUCAUGGCAAGACCAAGUCAGGCCUGCCGUUCCCGGACAAGAGUGCCACCUUGACGGCUAGAACCUCCUUGCCUGACACCGAAAGUGCCCCGCCCCUUGUGCCCAAACGUGAACCCAUCGUUGCAUCCACCAACACCAACACCACCACCCCCCCUGCACCCACAACUCACCACCUCACCAUGGAGCAGCAGCCGUUGCGCAUCUCAAAUGGAUCACACCGAUACUCGGAAAGGUCAAAGGGGAUGGCCACCCGCAAUGGACUGGAUGGAGUGACUCGCCAGUCCAAGUCGGACUAUUCUGAGAGCAAAGUGAACCGGUUGUUUGAGCGGUACCGGGACAGUACAGAGGAUGCCAUCCUUGCUGAUGGCAUGGAGCGAUUCUGUCUGGAUCUGCAGGUCAAUCCGGCUGAAUUCAUCGUUCUAGUCCUUGCCUGGAAGUUUCAAGCCUCCGCAAUGUGCCGCUUCACCCGGACUGAGUUUGUGAAUGGCUGCCGUGCGCUCCGGGCGGACUCUCUCAAAGGCAUCAUGAACAAGUUCUCAGACCUCAGGAAAGAGGUGAAAAAUGAAGCCACCUUCAAGGACCUUUACCGCUUCACCUUCAACUUUGGGCUGGACGUGGAAGGCGGACAGCGUUCCCUCCCGUGCGACAUGGCUGUGCCUCUAUGGAAGCUUGUCUUCUCACAGCGGCAGGUGACAAUCCUUGAUCGCUGGUGUGACUUCCUGUUGGAUCAGCAGGUGCGCGGCAUAUCUCGGGACACUUGGCAGAUGUUCCUGAACUUUACCGAGGUCAUCGGCGAUGACCUGAGCAACUAUGAUGACAACGAGGCGUGGCCAAGCCUCUUUGAUGACUUUGUUGAGUACGAGAACGAAAGACAGGCCCGUAAACAGCAGGAAAAGCAAAGGACAGAGAAUGUAGAUGAUGGUUAUGAUGACAGCGAAGGAGUAAUGGUGUGAAAACUAACCAGCAGGCACCUUUCAGAUGAGGAGUUUUUGAUCAAUGUUGUGAUUAUCUUCUCUACAGGUAUAACUAGUGGCUUGGGCAGUACUUUCUGCUUGCAUACAUGUGCAGGUUUCUUAACCAUUCAGGUGUCGGCAUUAGUAAGCAAGAGGUUGUAGAGUUUCAACUCCCGCUACAAUGGUGCCAUUCUAGUAAGAAACACCAUAAAGGGAAAACCUUGUCUCGUUGUGUAAACCACUUGUAAAAUAAGAAUAUUAAUUUAUAGCAUCAAAGUUUUUACCGUACAUUGGUAUAACAUGUAUCUAUAAUUGUCUGAGUAAAUAUUUGGAAGUGGUAUGGGUUUUUUUCCCCACUCACAACAUAGCGACUCAGCAAGCCUUUUUAUUUUAGUAGCAAGGCAAUUAGUUUUGUACAAAGGCAUUAACAUCUCAAUGGAGAGUGAUUGAAACUAUGUUAUGUUUACUUACUUUAGCAAAUGUAGCAAAUGCUACUAAAAGACCUUGGGUGUGUUCGGUAAUAUUGCAGGUUCCUCUUGACUCAGAUGUAGGCAGAUCUGAAAGUACUGGUACCGGUAGCCAUAGAAUAGCAAAGGACAUCAGUUUUGGACAAAGCCUACAUACAUGUACACGUACAUAAAGAUGUACCGUAAGUCGUGUUAACCCUAACACUAACAGUAGUGGUGGGAGAAGUCAGAGAUUUCAAAAUCGGUGUUCCUCAUUUUUUCAAACCGAAUAACGUAAGUCAUGUAACGUAAAGUAAUAAUGUAAGUCAUGCCCACAAAAGUGACGAGUAAGGCGCUGCACACAAUACCCUCCACAAUGAUUGGGUAUGUACGGUAGUUUGCAGGAUUCAAUGACCACUGGGCCUUUACAAUGAGAAAGCAUGGAGCAAAUUGGGGGGUAUAUUCUAGGGUCGUUUUGUUUAGCUUGUGUCACAAAACAGAAGCUUCGAAUAUAUCCAGUCUCCAACAUCCAAACGGAAAAGUGGAAGUCAAACUGAAUUUCAAAAUAUCCGCAUUUCAAUGCCACCCAAAACUGCCAUCCAAACCAGGGUUUUAAAGAAACGCAACUUGCAAUGCACGACAGCUCAUAAUGCAAUCCGAGUUGGGGUAUUUCUGGUCAGCAGAUGGCAGCAGACAAACUCAGUGCUGACAGUGCAUGAGCACGUAUAGUUGCACAGAGACUGUCUGUUGAUUGAGCGAAAGCAUUGUAUGACCAUGGAGCCAUGGUAUGACCAUCCCAAUAUCUGCCAUUAGAGUUUCUAUGCAUUUGGAACAUUUACAAUGUUAUCCUAAACAUUUGAAAGUUUGUGAGCAGUUGCCCUUGUUCAAUUGAAGAUGCUGUCUUGAGAAUGUCCAAAGUCACUAUUAAAGUGGUCUUGAAUACAUGAAUUUUUGCGUCACACAUAAUAUACAAUGUACCUGUAUAUCCUUUUGCUGUUAUUUUCAGAAAUGGACGGAGUUAGGGGGUACAUGUAAGUAUUUUAUUGCAAAUAUCGUUCCUCUGACCUGUUUAAACUUUUUGGUUAAUGGAUGCCAGAAAAAAAAGAAGGCUGUUCGUGUAGUCUGGUUCCCUGAGCCGACAAGCUGUAAAAUGCAACAUUUUAUGGUCAGGUGAGGGAACCAGACUACAUGUACGUAGCUGGCUUGCGCCCAUUCACAGAUUUGUAACCUAUUGCAAACAAAAUGUGGAAUUACUAAAUUAAGUCAAUUGUGGGCAGUACUUGGAGAAAAAAAAACAUGUUUUUUCCAAAGGAUGGUUCGGCCGAACCAGUUGUUGGAAAAUGAUACAAAAUUCCACUUUUCUUGAAAAUCACAGCAUACCACGCACAAAGAUUUCACAGGAUGCUUGAGACAAUUAGUUACUUACAAGUUACAGUCAAGUAAGGUAUUUCAUAAUAAUUUGGUAGUUUCGUUUGUCAAUUGAUGUUGUACAUUGCCUUUAAUGCAGCACCCUAUUGGUAGCUGUACAUGUACAUGUACAUGUACAUGCCUAGGUGUUUAAAUUACCACAGGUUGACUCCUACAUGUACAUCAUUGGUCCAUUGGACUUUAGACUAUGGAAGCCUAUGGAAGCAGCUGCAGCCACUUCUCAUAGACCCGUGUGUUAUAUCCAGCCAUAGCCAAGUCAUCUGGAUGCGGCGUCACAGGUAUCAGAUUUUAAGUGGUUAUCUGCAAUAAGCCGGAGAUUCGAACGCAUUAUUGUCAGCGCUUGACGCUCAUUCAGAGAUGCAACUGGUUUAUGUGACACUCGGAAUAAAAUCAGUCGUGCGUACAUGUACUUUGAAAGUGGUAAAAAUGCGACAUCUAUUGUUUAUGCACGGAGCCCAUAAUUAUGGCUGUGUUCAAUUUAUGGCUACAGCUGCCUUUAGGUGUAUACGGUACAUGUACAUGUACCGGUAUAUAUGUAUUUGUAGUUUGUGUACAUGCGUCCAUGGGAAGUGGAUUGAGCAGCGUCCAUACCUUUGCAUGUGUUAUUGCUAGCCAUAGUCAUGUACGUAAUUUGGACCCUGCUGCCUACAUGUACAUGUAAUGGCAAAGGAAACAAGGGAACGGAGGAUCCAUGGUUUACUUGCUGAAAAAAAAGAUAUACAUGUGUACAUGAACACUUGUCUCUUUGCCAACAUAUUUCAUUGGUACAGGUGUACAUUUUCCCCGCUGACCAGUAUUCAAUACAUGCGGCUGUCAAAACCAUUGAGCUAGCUCUAUGCUAAAACUGAGCAGUGAUUUGGCCGACAAGACCUUGAAUUACUGUCAAGAAAAUAUCCAGGGUGAACAGGGACAGUCCUGCAUGUGGCCUAGUUAACGGCAAUUAUAAACCAAUUUGCCUGUUUCUCAGAUACAGUUGGAGGAGGCUGUGGUAUGAAUUCAAGGUUUGAAUAACUGUGCUGGUCUCGUGGUUACAGCCAUGUUGCAGUAAGACAGUCGGUUGAUUUUCCAACAUCAGUUAAUGGAAAAUUAUUUUGUCAUUUGGCAUGUCUGAAAAUUUAGUACGGUAGAUGAAAUGAUUGGCCUGCAGUUCAUUCUGUUCCUAAAGUUCUUAAUAUCUAGUGAACAGUUGCCACAUUUGUCAUCCUUGUAGACUUUUAAAAAAAAAGCAUUACAGAAAGAAAAUACGAAUUAGCAAGUGUCAUACAUGUACAUGUAUAUCAUAAAUCUUAUUAAGCAAAGUGCUACAAAAUGGUUUGUGUGCUUUGAAGCAAUCAGUUUGGCCAAACGCAGUGCAAAAGGUAACAAAGUUCUUAUUGGUUGGCCGUCUGGUUAAAAUGCACAACCUACAUGUAGUAGAUGUGAAGUAAAUGUAAUUUGAACUGUUUGUCAUGAAAAAUAUCCACUUUGAUCACAGUGCCUUCCACUUUUACACUUCGUUAUUUUAGAAGGUUUUUUGCCGUUAUGAAUAUGAAGUACAUGUAUGUGUACACUGUACACGAAAAGAACUAAAUACAGCGAUUAACACGAUAACAUACUGUUAGCAUAAUGCAUUGUAAAGGCCCCCCCCCCCUCCCCAAUUAACAUUUAGAAUCCAAGUCGCAAAUUUAUAAACUAGCAAAGUUGUAUACAAAAUGCAUUCAUGAAUAUUUUUUUAACUGAUGUUCUUUGGGACGUGCUGCUACAUUUAUGUACAGUGUUGGACUAACAUAUUUUAAAAGUAUGAUUAAAGGCUGUAAUUGUAGGCUUAUUCUUGGGGGGAAAAAGAUGCAACUGUCCUUUAGAAAGAGAAGCUUGGAGGCACCAAAGAUGUGAUAUCCUCACUUGGCUAAUUUAUGGCCUCUAGUACAUCCGAGCUCGUGUUUGUGGCUUGUAAAAUUAGAGCUGUAUAUUCAGUGUUUGUAGUGAUAACAUGCAAAUAUGGCUUGUGUCUGGGGAUUUAAAUCUAGUGGACUUUUUUUUUUGUACUAGCCACAAUAUUUGAAUUUAAUACUAGUCAGUACAGCAGUGCCAAAAUAACUUUCUAUAGGGUCUAUUUUUAGCAUGUGGCCUGUAAAACAAAGGCCACAAUAGAGGUGAGAUAAAUCUGGCCACUAAAUAAAACUGGCAAUACCGGUUUCUGGUCUGGUAUAAAAACUAGUGAACGCAGUGUUAAAGCCAUGUUGUUAAAGGCCAUUCAAAACAAAAAAAUGAAAGGAUGACGCAACAUGGCCUGCUUCGUGUUAUGAUUCACUUCUGUGCAAUUAGUGAAAUGCAAAGUAAAUUUGUAAGGGGCAUUUUCUGUAUACUCUUUUGUGUUGCAUUUUUCUUGAAGGAUAGCGCCAUGUGUCCAUUAGUCUCGUUUGUACUAUAGAGUUACUUUUAGAACAUGUACCUAGAUGUCGUAGGUAUCGUAAUUAUGACGAAUCAACAAAACAGGGUGACUCACUUCCUCUGUAAAAAAAAAAAUCCAAGCCAAAACAAAUUGUUCCUGUGGCAGCAUCUUGAAAUUAUUUUUGAUAAAAAAAGACAACAGAAAUUGAGGUGCUUGUCUCUUAUUCUGAAGCGUGGAAAUGUUUACAGCGAAGUGGAAAAGAAAUUGUGCUGUAUUUGGUUUUAAAAAAAAAAUGUUGUUUAUGGUUGGAGGUAUACUUUGGUAAAUGCUACUGUUUUGUAUGGUAACAACAUGCUAAAGAAUAAAUGAUUGCAGAUUAUGUAAA